Brienomyrus brachyistius is the source of this 5209-nucleotide messenger RNA. It is a transcript of the gene rgs12b, whose product is annotated as regulator of G protein signaling 12b. Gene Ontology annotation, molecular function: GTPase activator activity; protein binding. The record is from RefSeq and is a predicted model, not a curated record. Gene Ontology annotation, biological process: signal transduction. Lineage: Eukaryota; Metazoa; Chordata; Actinopteri; Osteoglossiformes; Mormyridae.
AAUAUAAACUCGCCUUAAGUGGACCUUCCCUCGAGUCGCCGCCUGGGCUGUCGCGCGGCGUCACGUGACCGCCCAGGCAACCGUUGUCCAGUGUUUACUGUUCAGAGCGUUUCGUCGGGACCAUGCAAGUGAGCGGUGGGACCAAAAGCCCUCGAUAAAAGAGAAAAUGUUCAGACAGCCUGAGACGGCCAAGAGGCGUCUGAAUUUGCCGGCAGCGGCGCGCAUCAGGAGCGUGCAGGUGGCGCGGGGCAGGACAGGUUAUGGCUUCACCCUGUCCGGUCAGGCCCCAUGCGUCCUGAGCUGCGUCCUGAAGGGUAGCCCAGCAGAUUACGUUGGCCUGCGGUCCGGGGACCAGAUCCUCAGCGUCAAUGAGAUCAAUGUCUCCAAGGCCUCCCACGAGGACGUGGUGAAACUGAUUGGCAGAUGCUCGGGGGUCCUGCAUCUGGUCAUCGGCGAGUGCAGAGGCCACCUGGAUUCCUGCUCCAGUGACGAGGAACUCGGCUUCCACGAUUCCAAGAACCACUGGGUCAGGCCAAAGGUCGACUCGAAGACCCUGGGCAUCAACAGGGCUGAGAGGGUCGUCGCUGAGAUGCAGUCUGGGGGCAUCUUCAGCAUGAUCUUCGAGAAUUCCAGCGCUUCUUCCAGCAGCUCCGAAAAGGCGGCGGCUCCGAAGCCAAGGCCUCUAUCCGAACCGGACUGCUCCUACAGGGGACGGAGUAGCUGCUCGAAGAGCAACCCGGACCUGCUGUCUGAGGAGGAGAUGGCCAAGGUGCUGAACGACGACUCUGUGUUCGUGGACAUGUUCGAGAAUCAGGACGACUUUGCGCUGGACGCCAGCAUCCUGAACGUGGGGAUGGUGGUCGGCUACCUAGGCUCCAUCGAGCUGGCCUCGGCCAGUGCGAACCUGGAGAACGACAGUCUCCAGGCCAUCCGUGGCUGCAUGCGACGGCUGCGAGCCGAGCAGAAGAUCCACUCGCUGGUCAUGAUGAAGGUCAUGCAUGACUGCGUCCAGCUGUGCAACGAGAAGGGCGCCACCCUGGCCACGUACCCAGCCGAGAAGCUGGCGUUCAGCGCUGUGUGUCCUGAUGACAGGAGGUUUUUCGGGCUGGUCACCAUGCAGGUCACGGAGAAUCAUGGCCUAUCCAGGGAGGAGGAGAGCAGCCUCAGGACCUCCUGCCAUGUCUUCAUCGUGGACCCCGAGCUGUGUCAUCACAAGGUCCACCAGGGUGUUGCCAGGCGCUUCGGCUUUGAAUGCACGCCCGAUCCGGACACCAACGGCUGCCUGGAGUUCCCGCCGACCUCGCAGCCCCUCCUGCAGUUCGUCUCUGUGCUCUACCGGGACAUGGGUGAGUCCAUUGAAGGCAUGCGGGCCCGGGCCUUCCUGGACGGGGACGUGGACGGCCAGCAGAACAACAGCACCAGCAGCAACAGCGACAGUGGCAUCGGCAACUUCCUGCCGGAAGAGAAGAACAACAGGGUGCUUCUCGUCGACCUCGGCGGCGCACCUGCCAGGCACGUUCCCAGCGGCCUGUGGGAGAACCCUCCGGCUCGAACCCAGCCAGCCGUGCACCGGAAUGGUUACCGCUUUGAGCAUGAGGGCAAGUACCACCUCUCGGAUCUGCCCCACCCAGAACACUCUCAGCUUUCUGGCCGCCAUCUAGGCUCCUCGGGAAGGAUGGAGGGGCCGGCCCCGCCCCCCCGGGCUCAUUACCAGCAUGCCAAGAAGGUGGGCGUGGCUGGAGCAGCGCACAGCGCUGGCCAGCGCUGGCUCCCCGUCCACGUCCUGAGAGAGCGGCAGCGGGGCGCCAGCAGCGACCAGGAGUCUUACGCCGAGUCCACCGACGGCUGGUCCAGCGCGAACUGCAGCACCCUGCCGCCGCCCAUGAGCAAAAUUCCGGCAGACCGGUACCGGGCAGCCGGGGAAAUAGCCCAGCCCUCCCGGCUUGCCGCACAGAAGGACGAGUGGGCGAAGAAGCUGUUCGGGGCAGACAGGGCAUUCAGGGAUCGGCAGAACGGCAAGCGUGGAAAAGAUGCGGAAAAGAAAGAAAAGGGUUCGAGCUUUGGUGGCCCCCACCUGGGUCUCCCGCAGCUGCCUCAGCGCUCAUCCUCCAAGCGCCCCCUAGGUCGCAGCCGACGCCUCAGCCUGGCGCGCUCCCUGGACGACCUGGAGUCUGCUGCUCUCUCCGAUGGAGAGCUGAACAGCGCCGACCUGCAGGGCUGCGGCAGCGAGAACAGCUUGAGCAGCAAUGCCAGCCUGCCGAGCGUGCAGAGCCACCGGCGGCACACCGAGCGCCGCGUCCCCAGCUGGGCCGUCUGCUUCGAGCGUCUGCUCGCCGACCCCGUGGGCGUGCGGUACUUCUCCGAGUUUCUAAAGAAGGAGUUCAGCGAGGAGAACAUUCUGUUCUGGCAGGCCUGCGAGUUCUUCAGCCAUGUGCCAGAAAAUGACAAGAAGCAGCUGUCCCAGCGAGCCCGCGAGAUCUACAACAGCUUCCUGUCCAGCAAGGCCACCACGCCAGUCAACAUUGACAGCCAGGCCCAGCUGGCGGACGACAUCCUCAACGCCCCACGCCCUGACAUGUUCAAAGAGCAGCAGCUGCAGAUCUUCAACCUAAUGAAGUUCGACAGCUACACACGCUUCCUCAAGUCCUUCCUGUACCAAGAGUGCAUGCUGGCCGAGGUGGAGGGCCGACCCCUCCCCGACCCCUACCAAAUCCCCAGCAGCCCCACGUCCAAGCACAGCACCAGUUCCGACCGCUCCAACCUGUCCACGCCCAAGAAGGAUGAGAAGAGGACCAAGGCGGGUCGGCCGGCCAACGACGACAGCCGAGAGGACCAUGGCGAUAAGAAGAAGGGGCUCUUCUUCUCCUGGUCCCGCAAUCGGAGUUUCGGGAAAGGGCCCAAGAAGAGGGAGCUGACGGAUUACAGCUACAAUUUCACCGGCGGCAACGCCAGACGGGAAUCGCAGGGCUCGUUGUCGUCCGGCGCCAGUGUGGAGCUGGGCACUGGCAGUUCUGGGGGCAAGGCCGAGGCCGACGCCUCUCGCGGCUCGGCAUCCGUACAGCAGUGCAAUGUCAACCUGCCGGACGGCACCUGCUGCACCGUGCAAGUUCGGCCCGGCACGUCUGUCAGGGAGGUGCUGCAGGACCUCUGCGAGAAGCUGUCCAUUAACCUGGCUGCAGUGGACCUCUUUCUGGUGGGGGGCCAAAAGCCGUUGGUCCUGGACCAAGACUGCAUGACCCUGAGUUCCCGAGACCUGCGCUUAGAGAAACGCACUUUGUUCAGACUGGACCUUGUACCCAUUAACCGGUCAGUUGGCUUGAAGGCCAAACCCACCAAGCCGGUCACGGAAGUCCUGCGGCCGGUCGUCGCCAAGUACGGCCUCCAGCUGAACGACUUGGUGGCCAAAAUCAGUGGCGAGAGGGAGCCCCUGGAUCUGGGCCUGCCCAUCUCCAACCUGGAUGGACUGCGUGUGGUGCUGGAUGUAGCAGACCACACCGCUGUAAAAGCAGAUAAACAGAAGCCCAUCCCAUCGAAGAGCCACAUGGCGCCCAAAGGUCAAGCAGCAGGAGGAGAUGAGAAAGCGGCAGGGAAGCCCAGCUCUGUGAGGGCCCUGCGCGGGGAGGCACGUCCUGAGAGAAAGCAGAAACAGAUUAAUAUAGAUGAAGCUGAAGAGUUCUUCGAGCUCAUUUCCAAAGCUCAGAGCCACCGGGCCGACGACCAGCGGGGCCUCCUGAACAAGAAGGACCUGGUGCUGCCGGACUUUCUGCGCCUGGUGCCGGAGCCUGCCUGCUCCACUCCGCGGCGGGGCCCCGAAAACGGCGCCGCCGGGGCCCACAGGGCCGCCCUCAACGCCAGCCACCAAUCCCAGAGCCUGGACUCCCCGUUCGUCCGCGGUGACGCCCCGGACCCCCCCACUGGCCAGAGAUCCCCUGUGCCCCCUGCCGGUCCCUGGCCCGGGGCCACGUUCUCACCUCCCCUCUCGCCCAUCCCCCACACUGCGGACUGCAAGGCCCCACCCUGGGCCCGUGAUGUCAUCCAGACGGUGGAGGGCGAGCACGUGGCGGACUUGACUCUCGUAGGAGAGGGGGACAUCACCAGCCCUAACAGCACGCUGCUGCCUCCCUCCCCCCGCGCCCGCCCCGCGCCGGGCCGGUUCCGGAAGGCGGCCCCCGCGACCCCCGCGAGCCCCUCGCCCCGCCAUGACACUGAGGAAAGCUUUGCGGACGUCCGCUCGAGCUCAGGUAUUUCUGGAGUGUGAUGUAUCUCUCUGUGUGCUCAGUGCAUCGCUGAGGACUCUGUCGACCCCGGAGACCAGUGCCAACCAUCACAGCCCCAAAUGCUUACUUAAUGCACUUUAUUCUGUAUAAAAAAGCGAGCCUUUUAUGUAUUUUUGCCCAAGUAAUCCUGAUGGUGACUAAUUUCAAAUUAAGAAGCGGUGGAGAGUAAAAAAAAAAGGGGGCAAGUAAAAGAUGUUGUUGGCAGAGUGCCCCCCGCCCCCCCCCCGCCUGCUGUGACCCUGUCUUGGAUCCAGCUUCUCUCACAAGAGACCCUGACUCCCGGCCGUUCUCACGAUGCUCUCUGGGGAAUGGAAGGUGACGCAGGAGCCCAGACCCACCACUGGCCGUCGGUGCUGUAUAUAGUGAUAAUUCCGAUGCCCCCCCCCCCCCAAGAUGCCCCCCGGCACAGCAAAGCCGGACCCAGAGACCCGUCGGGUGCAUCCUUUUGAAGCCCCCACACCUGACGAUGCUUUGAUCACGCCCGCUCUAAGUUCCUGCACCUUUUGUCUCCUCUUUGAAAAACGUGUUUUUUCCCACCCCUGAGCCCCCUCCCCAUUCUGUCUGCCAGUGAAAUGCAAUUCAACAAUGUCCGUGAGCUGGCCCGCUCUCCGCCGCGGUGCGUCCACUCCGAAACCCAACAUGGACCCCAGAUAAAGCCCGUUUCCCACUCCUGUUUUACGUAUGCAAUUCCGUAAUAUAUUAAUAAGAUCUCAGAUUAUUUAUCUUUGUCAUUUUUGUUACUGUGUGACUUUCACAGAGUGACAUGUACUGUUAAUGUACAUAUAGUCGUCCUCAAAGUGCCAUUGUUGAAUUGCAGCCCCCUUAGCUUCCCUUAGAUUCUUCCUGUCCUGAGUAGAUGCCUUUUUGUAGAUAACUGUUCUGGUUAAUUCUGUACCUUUGUGUGAUUAGAUCUAAUAAAUGUUAGAGUGAAA